AUGGUGCUUUCCGCAGUUGCACCCACAGCUGAGUACACCUCGCUUUGGUUGUCUAACUCCACUGUUCAACCCGUGCACGCCGACCACCACAACCUGCAAGGAUCCACAAAUGUAGUCCUCCCUUUCAAGCUCCCGCCUAACGGAGGGGAUUUGUGGAUAGAACUCAAGUCUGGUGACCUAGUCAGUGGCCCUGUAGAGGAGCGGGUAGACGGCAAAGGCAGGCGCUGGUUAGGGACAACUCACAAGUUAGAGCGCGGUAAGCCCUUCUUCCUAGACCCUACUCGCCGCCACGCCACCACUCCCUGGAAGGGUGAGAGAGCAGUCCUUGUCGGCUACACUGUCAACACGUUAGGCAAAGAGCUUGAGCACGAGUUUCAAUUACUUGAAGCUUUAGGUUUUCCACUCCCAGCGUCGGUACGUUUACCGCUGACUGAGCAGCAAGACGUGAGACGUCUAGACGCGUUUGACUGCUUCGAAGAAGAGCCCCUUCAGGAGACAACGGCACGUCACCCUGACGGGAAGACUUCUGAGUUAGUUGAGGAGGAGGAGGGCUUAAGCGAAGACUCCUUGCCGGAACAGCCAGUGCUGUGGGAGUUGUGGGUUCCAGACCCGCAGACAGGUGAGCAGCUGUGUGUUCUCAAGUCUGACGACUCGGCCUACAGUGAAAUUCAAGCUGUGGGCACUGGGACCGUGGCGCAGCAAGACCUGCAGCUGAGUGCCUUCGCUGUCCUGCUCGCCUUCUUUCAGGUCGUAGGUGCUGCCAGCCAGACAACGGACGAGGAAGAAGACUUGUCUCUCCCCGUGUCGCUUGAUGCAGAUUUGAUGUUGGCAGUAUCCAUCAUCUGCGUUGGUAUCUGCUUCAUUGCAGUGUGGGAGUUCUUCAAGUGGUGCCUUCAAGGCGUCAUCUCCCGCCGAGAGGCAGGGACACCCGUGUUGUCUCUGAGCCCCCGGAAGGCGCGCAAGUUACAGCGCCUUCGAGAUCAAACUGCGCAGGCCAUCCAGGCCGAGAUCUCUGCACGUGAGGAGGCAGCAAGCUCGCAGUCUGUUGCUGCGCCCAGACGCCGCCCCUCACAAACAACUCGCACGCGUGAGCAGGCAGGUGGAGCACCAACGCGUUACUUUGCAACACCCGAAGGGACCAAGCUCCACCGCACUAAGGCCUGUUCCACGCUCGCCCACUCGCACAGGUUUGUUGAGUUUCAAGAAGGCAUAUUCUCAGGUGCCAUGAAUGAGGAAGCACCCACAAGAAGUUGUCUUCACCAUAGAAGCUUGCAGAAGCGAGCUCCCCCACAAAGCUUUGCUUACAAGCACUUCGAUGAUCCGUUUGAGCUGAUGUUUCAGGUCUUCUAUCUUUCAGCCACGCAGGCAGACUCAAAUUGGCUUCGGUCCGGCGACUACGCUACGGUGAAGCUUUGUACAACCACUCGCCUGGUGUUCCAUAUUUCCAUAUAUAUCCAUAUGUUCGAUAUCGAACCUUUCCAGCGCCAGUGUGAUCAGCUGGCGCGCUGCGCUCACAAACGAGCGGUGCUGGACACAGUGGUCUCGGCCCUAACUCUGCUAUGUGACGGCAUGUCCAUCAGCCACGCUCGGAAUCUUCAGAGCACAUCUGCUGAGUCGGUAGAUGCCUUGGCCUAUCGACUGAUUUUGUGUGUCUUUGCCGUCGUGGCUUGGAUGCUUUCCAAACGACGGCCUCCAAACAGUGUUUGUCGCUGUCUGGACAUCCUGAACCAAGCUCUCUUCGACUGGAUUUGGAAGCCAUCAGCAAGAUGGUGCCGCACGUCCUUUCAUGUGCAGCAGAUCUUUGGAGCUGUUACAAUGGCACGCAGUGCCAUCUGGCUCCGCAUGCACUGGCGAAGCAAUCUAGCAAAGCAGAUCGGGAGAAUGAUGCCUGCUUUUGUCCGAGAAGUUUGGUGGCCAGAUGCAACGACAAACAAGAGUGAUGCGCUGAACCUGUUCUUAAACAUGCAGCUGGCAGCUUUGCUCAGGCCGGAGGCACAGACAGACUCUGCAUGGCUUUACUGCUGGUGGCAGCGUGGUUUCAGAUACGUGGGCAUGGCCCGUGCCCGCCGUUCAGAGCAGUGCAAGUCAGGGGGCCCAGUAAGUCGUCUAGUGGAGCAUCUUUCUCUUCGCACUCGCCAGCAUCACCGAGAUUCCCAGAAGUUUCGCUACCGAAGGGCCAGGGCAUAUGCUGGCGGAGCUUUCUGGUGGCUUCCAACCUUUGUUGGGCCUGUCAACCAAGUUGCUGCCAUGGAGUUUCUCGAGAUUCAAGUCCACAAACCCAAUGCGAAUGCCAGGCCUGCCGCUGACCAAGGACGUUCUCGUUGCAAAGGCGGCCACCGAAGGCGCCCUCCGAAGUGGCGCCGCCGCAGUGCCAGCGCGAGGCCCAAGCAUGCUGCUUGGGAAGGUCACGUGGGCUCUCGCCAGCUAGACAAAAGGGUAGCUCCUUCGAUAGCCCCUGAAGAAGUCGAUCUGUCCCAGUGGUCUUUUUCACAAGCUUACAGGCAUCUGCAUCGAUGUCACAUGGCUGCCCGGGCGCUCGCUGGCCCCCUAAGCAUCUACAUGCCAAUGUUCAGGGAGCUGCUGAUGAUCUGGGCAGCCGCGGGAAAUGUUUUGGACUGGUCCUUGCUCGAAAGAACCUGGAAGGUCCCCUGUGGACCAGUCGCAGUGGCGAGACUGUGUCACCUGGUAAAAGGGCCUCAAAGGCUGAAGCGUUUGAGGAAGCUUGUGAACGAUGCCCUUGCACUCGCUCCCAUAAAGACUCCUGGCACGAUGCAAGAUGCGCUCCAGGGCCGUGCUAUGCAGAGGGUGGAGAAAGCCUGGGACGUCCCCCGGUUCUUGAAGAACAGUGAGCUGAAUGUGGAGUUCCAGCGGUGUCUAGGGAAAGCAUUUGCACUAGUUGCUGCUUGCAAGGGCUAUCGCCCGCUCAAAGAGGAAUGGCAUGCAUACCGUCGGCGCCGAGAUGCUUGCAGAGCGCAAUACAAUGCCCACACCAAAGGCAUGCAGCCUACUUCGGUCUGCUCCCUCAUACCGGAUGACAAAUGCAAGAAGUUCGCCUGGAGAAUGCCUCGGAAUGUCUAUCAUUUUCUUCUGGCGUACUUCGUGAUGCUCGCUGCCAACUGGCAAGUGACCGCCAUGUGCGCCGUGCAGGCGAACCAGCUGGUCUUUGAUCUCGUCAUUGCCCUUCUCCCUAAGCACCUCAUGAGCUUCCUCGGGAUGAGUCGGCGCACCUGGGUGUUGCCGUAUUCCUACGCAACAAUCAAGGCAAAAUGUUUCAAGACAGCUGGGCGUGCCGGUCGUAGCUGUUUCGUGGAGGGACAUUCUUGCGUCCGGAAAAUCAUCAGUUGGGCAACGUGGCCGAAGAAGUCCUGCUGGCGGAUGGUGUCCAGGGGCUUGCAGAUUGCCCUCGAGCGUGGCCCUGGAAAUUGGCAAGUCUGGAACUUACGCGAUGCCCCGGCGAUCAUCCGCAAGAGGCUCUCAGACUUGCACGUUCCAGACAACCGCUUCACAUGUGGAAGGUGUGGAUGUGCCAAGGCGCCAUGGCAGGCCACCGUGCAUGACGCUGGCCAGUUCUUCGAAUGUGUCACAGUGAAGGACGCACUGCAUGCUGCGCGUGAGACCCUCCAGAUCACCGCUGAGCGCACAGGUUGCUUCUACACAUGUGUCUUUCGCAGAAAGAAGAAGGCUGGCUUUCUGUCGCCGCACAGAUUCCGUUUCCUGCCGCGCCGAUUCCGUUGUUUUGACUUCCAAGAGCUUUUCCUGGUGUUUGCUGCUGCGGUUUCCGUCACCUACGUCUCCGUCGGUGACCGCAUAGUCAAACUCUCGACAUUGUGCAUUGGUGGCAUCAUGUCCAUGAUAGCUUCUGCCAUGGUCCUUUGCAUAAGUGAACACAAGUGGCUACAGAACCGUGCAGAGUGGCAGGCUGCGGGAUUUUCAGCUUCUUUACCCUGGUCACGCCAAGUCGCAGCCCUGCGAUACGUAGAUGACUUGCUGCAGGUGAGUGCGAUGUACUGUGCCAAAUGCUUGACGGAGGAACAGACCAUUGCAGAGGUGAUGCAUGCUUUUUGGGAAUUGCUCCAAAAUGGAUAUUCGCUGAAGUGCUUCGAGCCUGUUACUUUGCUGCAAAGUCCUGCUAAUCAGACAUUCAGGAAGAACCAGGCCCAAGCUCGCUGUUUUUCAGUUCCAGCCUUCGCCGUGAGUGCCAUGUUCCUGCCACUCCUGCAGCUGGUGCUGCUCGUGGGAUGGUUUUUGGGACCCGUUAUGGCUACAAAUCGCAUGGGAAGGAACGGUGAGCGUGCCAGACCUGGAAAGCCAAGCGGCUCUGGAAGAAGGAGCGAUGAGCGCGCGCGCCAUCCAGAAGCUGUUCAGCGCUUAGUGCUGGACAUCCGAACCAAUGAUUUGGGCAGAUCUCGCAAAAGAAGCCGCCGGAAUCGGCGCCCCUCAUCCUCCUCGGAGUCGAGCUCUUCUUCCCGCCACAAGAAGCAAGACAAACAGGAGAUCGCUCGUCUGAAGGCCCUCUUGGCAGAGAAAGAGGCCGAAGAAAGCAAGCGCGCGGCUGCACAGAAGCUGGCGGAUGAGGAAGCUGCCAGGAAGCGUGAAAUGGAAGAUUUCAAAGCGUCAGUCUUGGCACUACUUCCAAAGCAGUCGUCUCCAGGACUGCCUCCUUCAGAGAAAGGUGCGGAGCAGAAGACUGCUUUCACUGCAGAGGUGGCCCAGCGUGCGGGCUAUUUCGUGCAUGAAGUGGCCGACUUCACAGGGUGUGCCUCCUGGGAUGAUGUAGAAAGCAGGCUGAAGGAUGUCUCCAACACGAAGCUGAAGGAGAUGUUGCAGCGCAAGGGUGUUACCGAAGUACCAUCAUCCAAGCCGGCUGUGAUCAAAGCCGCCAUGCGCAGCCUGCGUGCGGAGUUUCCUCGGGUUCAAUGA
This is a messenger RNA of Symbiodinium sp. CCMP2592, 4920 nucleotides long. The record is from the annotation of a GenBank genome assembly. Lineage: Eukaryota; Dinophyceae; Suessiales; Symbiodiniaceae.